Penicillium waksmanii is the source of this 216-nucleotide messenger RNA. RefSeq lists its product as uncharacterized. The record is from RefSeq and is a predicted model, not a curated record. The transcript is spliced from 2 exons. The coding region runs from base 1 to 216 and encodes 71 amino acids. NCBI's taxonomy places the organism in Eukaryota, Fungi, Ascomycota, Eurotiomycetes, Eurotiales, Aspergillaceae.
AUGGGGGAUAACUCACGAGGCGCACGCGAUCGAUUCGGUGGGAGUAUGGGUGAGAAGCAACACAAUCAAGGGGUUGCAGAGCAGAAAGAGGUAGUGUUUGCCGACAAAGCGAGAGACUCGCACCACGACAGUGCCAAGGAGGGUGAUGAAGAGGUGUUCGCGCGGAGUGUCGACUGGCCGUUCGGGCGUGAACGCUUCGAAGGCGAUCUCCGCUAG